Messenger RNA from Neohortaea acidophila, 1656 nucleotides. Its product is annotated as putative P450 monooxygenase. The record is from RefSeq and is a predicted model, not a curated record. Bases 1 to 1656 code for a protein of 551 amino acids. The transcript is spliced from 2 exons. NCBI's taxonomy places the organism in Eukaryota, Fungi, Ascomycota, Dothideomycetes, Mycosphaerellales, Teratosphaeriaceae. Gene Ontology annotation, molecular function: monooxygenase activity; heme binding; iron ion binding.
AUGGCAUUCCUAGCCCCAUUUCUAGACAACGACUUCUCUCUCUCCCCCUCCUUCGCCCAGCUACUACUCUACUCCUUCGUCUUCCUCUUCGUCGUCGGCCACCUCACAUCAACAUAUGCAACCCAUCGCAACAUCCCCGGUCCCUUCUUGGCCAAAUUCACCGAUCUCUGGAGAUUAUACAUUGUCUGGCGCCGCGACUCACACGACACCUACCUCCGCUUACACCAGCAAUAUGGAGAUCUGGUUCGCAUUGGACCCAACUGUAUAUCAAUAUCCGCUCCCGAUCUCGUGCCCAGCAUCUACGGCAUCGGCAAGGGCUUCGUUAAGAGUGACUUUUACUCCGUGUGGCAGAACAUCGUCAAUGGGCAACGGGUGGCGUCAAUGGUCUUCACCACGGACGAAGUGCAGCAUGCCGCAAUGAAGAAGCCGAUUGCCAAUGCCUACUCUCUUUCGACUCUGAAGGAGUUCGAACCGCUCUUGGACUCCACUACCGCCGUCUUCCUGUCCCGCCUGGACGAUCUCUUCGCAAGUACCGGAAAGGUGUGCGACUUGGGCACAUGGCUGCAGUGGUACGCUUUUGACGUUAUCGGCGAGUUGACCUUUAGUCAACGCCUGGGAUUCCUGGAGAAAGCGACAGAUGUCGAGGGUAUCAUUGCUUCCGUGGCGAGGAACUUCGACCGCUGCUCCGUCCUCGGCCAAAUGCCCUGGCUGGACCAAUUCACCUACAAAAACCCCAUUUACCUCAAAUUCUUCGCCAAAGCCGCCGCAAACCCCAUCAUCGCCUUUGGGCAACGCCGCCUGCAAGAGCGUAUCAAAGGGCAAGAAGCAGACGACGACGCAGCGAACGAUCAACAACCCGCAACCACCAUCUCCGACCCCCUUCUCGAAGCUAAAGUCCUGCACGGCACCCUCCCGAGCAAACCUGACUUCCUCUCCCGCUUCCUCACCCUGCACAAAGAGCAGCCCGAAAUCGUAACCAACACGCGCCUGCUCGCCUAUCUCUUCAUGAACAUCAACGCCGGCAGCGACACCAUCGGCUCCACCAUCCGCGCCCUCUUCUACCACCUGCUCAAAAACCCCGACACCCUCUCCACCCUGCGCACCGAACUGCAAACCGCGCAGAAACAAGACAACCUCUCCCUGCCCCUCCCCACCUGGACCCAAUGCCAAUCCCUCCCCUACCUCAACGCCGUCAUCAAAGAAUCCCUCCGUCUAAACCCCGCCCUCGCCCUGCCCCUAGAACGCAUAAUCCCCUCCAACACCCCCGGCCUCCAAAUCCCGCACCACCCAACAACAAAAGAAACCAUCACCCUCCCCCCAGGCACAAUCGUAGGCAUCAACCCCUGGAUCCUGCACCGCGACACGCGCAUCUUCGGCUCCGACGCCGCAAAGUGGAAUCCCAGCCGCUGGCUCGACGACGACGCGGAUAAAGUAAAGUACAUGGAGCACCACCUGCUUGCUUUCGGCGCGGGCAAGCGCAGCUGUCUGGGGAAGAAUAUUGCGAUGCUGGAGUUGGGCAAGUUGGUUCCGGCGCUGGUGAUGCGGUAUGAGAUGCGGCUUGCGGAGCCGGGGAGGGAGUGGAGGGUGUGGAAUGCGUGGGCGGUGAGGCAGGAGGGGUUGCAGGUGUUGUUUGACAGGAGGGGGGAGGGAAGUUGA